GUACUGAUACUAGAGGCGGUUGGCGGCCCCUCGGCAGCUUGGCGCGCGUCCUCUGGUCCGCCUCUCCGCUCGCCGCAGCCGAGGCUCCUCCUUCGUCCAGCCUCCAGGGCGGGGUCUGUUAGCUUGCCCUACCCUCGCCGCCUAAUCCUGCCCUCCGCCAGACGGGUCCCCUCCCCGCGGCACCACGGCUUCCCUUCAACAGCACGGCGAAGGGGGCUUCCCCUCAGCAGCAGCCGCUGCCUCAGUCUCCGCAGCCGGCCAAGCUCCGCCGCGUCCGCGGCCCCCGGCCGCCAUGCAGUUUAUGUUGCUUUUUAGUCGUCAGGGAAAGCUGCGGCUGCAGAAAUGGUAUGUCCCACUCUCAGACAAAGAGAAAAAGAAGAUCACAAGAGAACUUGUUCAAACCGUUUUAGCUCGGAAACCUAAGAUGUGCAGCUUCCUUGAGUGGAGAGAUCUGAAGAUUGUUUAUAAAAGAUAUGCCAGUCUAUACUUUUGCUGCGCUAUUGAGGAUCAGGACAAUGAACUGAUUACCCUGGAAAUAAUCCAUCGUUACGUGGAAUUACUUGACAAGUAUUUUGGCAGCGUGUGUGAACUUGAUAUCAUCUUUAAUUUUGAAAAGGCCUAUUUUAUUUUGGAUGAAUUUCUUUUGGGAGGAGAAGUUCAGGAAACGUCCAAGAAAAAUGUCCUUAAAGCAAUUGAACAGGCUGAUCUCCUGCAGGAGAAAACAGAGAAUAUGUUUCCCAGCAAGAGUAUCAUUGGGUAUAAGAAAGCGUACUAGAAUACGAGCUGGAGUACAGACAUGCAUCAAAAUGUAGUAGGCUAUAUGAAUUCAGUUUUAAUUAUAAUUUUGUCAAGUUUAUUAUUUGUAUUUUGGCAUUAUUUGGAAAGUUAAUUGCAUUUAAAUCCCAAUUAUUAUUUCAUUAAAUUGAUGCUUUGUAGGAAAUUUUUCCCUAUAAUAACCCCAAAUUGGGAUAACUGAUUUACUGCUGAGAGUCACUGACAAAGAAUUUCUAAGCAGUACAGCAAAUCAGUAACGCUGUUAGUACAGAAUGGAACUCUCCCUGGGGAAUGAACACUUCUGUAUGGACAUGAAGCACUGGGCGUUUGUUACUAAUAUUACUUUACUUGCUUAUCAUUAUACUAGUCUAAAUGGGAAAAGGGCAGCUUUUAUAGCCUAAUAUUUUAGAGUUCCAACUUUAAAAUCAUCUGGGAUGCUGGAAGGUCCACUUAAGACCCUACCUCGGGUUAUUUUGUCACUUUUUGAUGUGAGAACAUCUAACAUGUUGUUAGAUGGAUUUGUAGGCAUAGACAUUUAACAAACUUGGGGAAUUCCUUAGAAUAAUUUUGAGGACUUAAAAAAAUUAAUCUUUAGCCUGAAAGUCACAUUUGUUUUAGCUAAGUCAACAAUUAAAAGCUUUCCUAGGCACUUAAUACCAUAUAGUGACUAGUUUUAACUUGUUCUUGGGGAAACUUUUUCUCUGGAAUCUUUCCUUAUUGUGACAGGACCCUAUAACACACAGGUGAAAAGGGAAGCGCUUUAACUGACCUUGCCGCUAAUUGGCAUUGACUGCAACUGGCAAUCUUUUCAGCUUGGUAGUAAAUACAGUGCUUUAGGAUUCUGUAGAAUGUAGGUCAUCUUGUUUACUGUUACAUACCAUGAACUUGAAAAAGAUAAAUCUGAACUGGGCAUUUUUUUUUAAGAAUGUAAAUGUUCAGCCAGAACCCAAAGAACAAAAGCAAACCUGAUGCUUUAGAUAUCUUUACUGUAAACUAAAGAAUCUCACAAUUUGAUUGUGUCUCCAUCAGCUUGUGUACUGUGUGUAAGAAUAUAUGCAUUUCUUUUGUAGCCACGGCAUGAAUAUUUUAAUGUCCCUGUGUACUAAGUGACUGCUCAUCGACUAUGCAGAAUUUCACAGAGGAAAUAGAGAACUGAUACACUUAUGAAAGAAAAUGUCCUCAGCUUGGUGACUAAAAGAUAAAAAGCAUCUUAGAGCUAGUACCUUUAUGAUUGUAUUUUUUUCUGUGCACAUUCCUAAUUCUAUUUUCAUUCUGUAUAUAAUAUUGAUAUAUAGUUUAUUUCUGUCUACUACUGUUUUCUUCUUGACAAAAAUAUGACUUGUGAAUAUUUUGAUUAAUAUCCUAAACACAUACAAGUUAUUGUUAGUAAACCAUCUGUGAUUAAUGUUAUGAGAGUAUAACAGAAAGGCUGGGCAAUCACAAAUGUUUACCAAAGAAAAUAGUUAGGAACUCAGGCAAUGUUAGCAGUACCACAGCAUUUAGUCCAUUGUGUGUUGAAGAAAACCAAGCUUUAUUUAACACUAAGAUUAUUAGUCUAUAUGAGCUAAUAUGUUCGACUGUAUCACAUAACAGUAUAUGUUGAAGCAAUAUAAUUCAAACACUGAAUUUUCAAGAAAUUUUGUAGUGCCAAUAUUUAUUGAGCCACAUGUAUGCAGUGUCAAAUGGUCCCUUUGACUAUCAGAAAGCUAUGUCACAAAGUCCCCUGAAAUGUCUGUUGCUCGGUAACAACUCUUUUGAAGUAGUAAUACUGAGCCUAUUUACAUAAGAAAAUUUUGAUAUUCAUUUUCAGUAUCCAAACAUUUUUAUUCGUUAGUUAAUGGCUUCCUAAUUAAUAUAUUAAGCCUUCUAAACACUCAGUGCUAUGUUAACUAUGGUUGUAUAUUUUGAAAUACUAAAAGCUUUUAAUAUUAAUUUUAUAGAAAUAUGCUUUUAAAAACAUUUAGCAUAUUUUAUUAUAAAAAGUACCAGAUAACUCAUUGUUUAUAUUUAGAGAAUUUAGAGCCUAAGUAAAUUAUCAUUAAACAAUAACUUCAGAGGCAUGGUGGGGCAUGACUGUCAUCCUAGCACUUGGGAGGCUGAGGCAGGAGAUGAAUUACUAUGUUACCGAGGAAGUCCUUGUCUCAAAAGACAAAAAAUAAAUAUGCCAAAAAAUACCCAAACCAGUUUCUCACCGAAAGAUCUGUGAAAAUGUUUUAGGAAACGUAGUAUCAGGCAGCUGUGUAGAUCAACUAUCUCCAUUACCAUCUGAAGCAUCACAAAACAUUGGUCUUUCAUUUCCAUUUUUUCCAUCCUCCCACCUUACAUGUUGUUCAUCUGAUUUUAAUGUUGCAUAAAUAUGCAUUGUCUCAUGCCUGUUUGUUUUGGAUGCUGUGUGCUGAGCUGUAACAAAAUGUUGCGCUUUUUUUUGAGGGGGUGGGGUAUCUGUAUACAGCUGCUUGCUUUAAAUUAGCAGAUUCUGAAAUAGCUUUUCUUGCAUGUCUAAAAUAAAGUAUUGCAUGUACUUUGUCUCA
This is a messenger RNA of Onychomys torridus (southern grasshopper mouse), 3305 nucleotides long. RefSeq names its product adaptor related protein complex 1 subunit sigma 2 (gene Ap1s2). Gene Ontology annotation, molecular function: clathrin-cargo adaptor activity. Lineage: Eukaryota; Metazoa; Chordata; Mammalia; Rodentia; Cricetidae. Gene Ontology annotation, cellular component: membrane coat; AP-1 adaptor complex; intracellular membrane-bounded organelle. The record is from RefSeq and is a predicted model, not a curated record. Bases 293 to 775 code for a protein of 160 amino acids. The transcript has 5 exons. Gene Ontology annotation, biological process: intracellular protein transport; vesicle-mediated transport.